AUGCCACUUUUCCCAAACCCACUCCCCCUUCUUUUUGGUACCACCCCCUCCACACCCACAACAAUCCCCCUCUCCCCACGCUUCUCGCCAGUGCCACUCCUCUGCGCUGUGUCCCUCACCUCCCGCAUUGCCAUCACCCCGCCCUGUGCUGCUCUUGCCCUGCCCCAGCGCGCCUGCCUCUCCCUUCGCCUGCUGCCCCUCGCCCUCUCUGCCUCGCCCUCCCACCUCGCUGCUCUGCUCAGGGACGCAAUUAAUGGGAUCAUGGAGGAGAAGGAGAGUGAAACGGGGGAGGGAGGUGGGCAUGACGCUGGCACAGAUGACAACCGGAAUGCAGAGGGUUGUACAAGAGAAGCAGCUGAGAAGCUUCUGCUAUCACCAAGUGAAGAGGGAGAAAAGGCAGAAAAGGAGAGGGUGGGUGGAAUGAUGGAUGGGCGGCAGCAAGAAGGGCAGCAGAGGGGGGCGCAGGGGGGGCAGCAGGGGGGCCAGCAGAAGCGGGGGUUGUUUCACAGCAUGGGGCGCGCCAUUGGGUGGGUGCAGCAGCUGUUUGAGGACGAGGAGGAGGACAAGGCGAGCAGCAGUGCUGCCAUGGCAGCCACGGGGCACAGUGCGUUGUCAGUGAGAGUUGCUGCUGCAGCAGCAGCGGGUGGCGGCUUGGAGAGUGAUGAAAUAUGGGAGUGGGCCACGGGGUACGAGUCAGGUGUGCACUUUGACGUGGCAGCCACUGAUUGGUCUGUGGCUGCACUGGUAGAGGGCGCGAAGCUGUCCCUUAUGAGCAGUGUGGGCGGCGGCAUGGAUGGCAGUGGCGGCAGCAUGGAUGCGCAGAGGAAUGGCACAAGGCAGCCGCGCUGCCAAGCCUGGACGUGGGCCAGCCCAGCCUGCCAACCGAAGCUAGAAUGCAGGCUCGGGGCCAUGCUGGUGGAGGCGGAGGGGUGGGGCAGGGCUGUGCAGGCAGCGAGUGUGAAGGUGGGGGCCAUGGCUGUGGCUGUGGCUGUGGCAGUUCCAGGGAGCAGCGCUUCAUGUGCCUCUUUAGGGGCCAAUGCACAUGUUCCUUAUGGUUGUUUGGAUUCUGCAGCAGUAUUACCAGCAUCUCUCCGUCCUCUUCUCCGCCUGCACACGUGGCAGGAGGCAGGCGAGGCAGGGGCUGCAGCAGCAGCAGCAGCAGGGGGGCGAGGGGAGGGCGCGGUUGGGUCAUAUGGGAGCCUGCAGGCGCCGCUGCUGCACUCCCUUGCGCCCCUGGGGGCCGUGCUGCCUGCUCACCCUGCUGCAGUAGCACGGGAGAUCAGCGUGCGGGUGCAGGCAGGGUGGGAAGGGGAGGGGCAGCAGGGGGUGGCGGGGAUCAUGGAGGAGGGAAGACAGGCUGCCGAGCCGCUGGGGCUCACUGCUGACGUCAGCCUCUCCCUGCACGUGGUGCUUGUGAUAGUCUCCUACUGGCCAGGCAUGUGCAGAACAGUGCUGGGGUGGUGGCAAGACGUGCAGAUAUGCGUUGGUGCUGCGAUAUUUUUAUCGAACUUCUGA
Molecule: messenger RNA, 1515 nt
Organism: Closterium sp. Yama58-4
Lineage: Eukaryota; Viridiplantae; Streptophyta; Zygnematophyceae; Desmidiales; Closteriaceae
Source: the annotation of a GenBank genome assembly